UUGUGGCUCUCAAGCAGUCAAAGCAAUUACCAUGUAGAAAACCAGGCAGCUUAGCUUCGCUAAAUGCCUCCCAAAAUCAGGAAACUCUCAAAGUUUCUCUGGGGAUUUACAAUCACUUCUUACUCAUCUGAUUCCAUGAUUUCAUCUAUAGCCCUUCUUCGGAAUCCAUUCCUCAUCCUCGUAAGUAGUUUCUUGAUCCUUGCAGCAGCUCAAGGUGCUUCCAGCAAUGUAAUUGCGGGCGAAUUUCUCACUGCCAAUGAUCAAAACAGUACAUGGCAAUCCCCAUCCGGAGAUUUUGAAUUUGGGUUUCGCCGUGCUCCUGACCAACAAGAUCGAUUCCUCCUUGCUAUCUGGUUCGCCAAGAUACCCCAAAAAACAAUAGUUUGGUCUGCAAAUGGAGACAACCUUGUAGAGAUAGAAUCCAAAGUUGAGCUUACCUCCAAUGGUCUAGUGCUCACAGCUCCUUCUGGCAGGGAGGUUUGGUCGACUAACAGCUCCCAAGAUGGCACUGGAGGAGUAUCCCAUGCAGCCAUGUUGGAUACUGGAAAUUUCGUCAUCACAGGCGGGAAUUCAGGCAACAUAUGGGAGAGUUUCCAAUAUCCAACAGACACCAUAUUGCCAGGACAAGAACUAGGCCUAAGCAGCACUCUUUCAUCAGCCUUCUCUGCAACAAGCUACAAGAAGGGGAAAUUUCAACUCCGUUUCACUCCCGAAGCUCUAGUACUCAAUCAAAUAGAUGUCGUUACCGAAAAGCCUUUCCAAUUUUACUUAAACAUCACAGAUGGUUCGGGACUGAUCUUCAACGAAUCCGGGUAUAUCCUGAUCAGGAAAUCAAGUGGAAGUUUUGUCCAGCUUGCGCCAGAAAAAACAAUCCCAAAACAGGACUCAUACUACAGGGCAACACUUGGUUUUGAUGGAGUUUUCACCCUGUAUUCUCACUCUAAGUAUAUGACCUCCUAUGGAGAUGCAACCUGGGCAUCCUGGUGGUAUAGACCUAAGGAUAUCUGCUUCAGCUUUGUGAGUCAAGAUCCACUGGGAAGUGGACCUUGUGGGUACAACAGCAUCUGUCAACCUAACCAGGAUGGGAGGGCGACAUGUUCGUGCCCACGCGGAUUUUCUAGCCUGGAUGCUAAGAAUCCACUUUUUGGAUGCAAGCCCAACUACCAAAGCAAGCCAGAAGACUGUAACGAGGAAGGCUCUAUUAUUGGGGAGGAUCGUUUUGAGUUCAAUACAAUGCAAUUUACAGAUUGGCCCUUUGGUGACUACGAACUCCUGCAACCUGUAAGUGACACAGAAUGCAGAAGGGCUUGCCUUAUUGACUGUAAUUGUGCAGUAGCCAUCCUGCAGCCUCCGGAGUUGAACAAUGGCACCGGACGCUGCUGGAUGAAGAAACUACCGCUUUCAAAUGGGCGGUUCAAUCAAGAACAAAUUGACAGAAAGGUAUUUAUCAAGGUACUGAAAUCAGACGAAAAACCGCAGAGUCAAGUCAUUCUCAUUCUGUCGGUCCUCUUAGGCACAUCAGCAUUUUUCAACAUUUUUACUUUGGCUGUGAUUUCCCUUUUUCUGUUCUGUUUCUAUCGAAGAAAGCUUAAGGAUCUCAACAGUAUCCACAGGAAAGGAGAGAUUGAGACGAAUCUGCGUUGCUUCACAUACAAAGAACUCGAAGAUGCCACAAAAGGAUUCAAGGAAGAACUGGGGAAGGGUGCCUUUGGAACUGUUUAUAAAGGAGAACUGUCCAGGAAUUAUGUUGCCGUGAAGAAACUAGACAAGUUUUUUCAGGAAGGGGAGAAGGAGUUCAAGGCGGAAGGUGGAGAUGCUGGUGAAGGUGGCAAUGUGGUGUGUGCAAGAUGAGCCGUCACAAAGGCCUAAAAUGAGAACGGUUACCAUGAUGCUUGAAGGUGCUCUCUUGGUCCCUGCUCCUCCAUGUCCUUUCCUAUAUAGUGUCAAGAGUCAAGAUUCAUCCAACAUGUGACUCCCAAAUAAAGGUAGUUCCUUUAUCAGUAUAUACCUACAUGUGACUCCCAAAUAAAGGUAGCACUUCUGGCUUUUUCAGCUUUUCAUGCUCUUGCUCAGCAAAACUGUUGAUGCUCAAGGGUAGAAUGGC
Molecule: messenger RNA, 2104 nt
Organism: Rubroshorea leprosula
Lineage: Eukaryota; Viridiplantae; Streptophyta; Magnoliopsida; Malvales; Dipterocarpaceae
Source: the annotation of a GenBank genome assembly